This is a messenger RNA of Trichoderma citrinoviride, 513 nucleotides long. Its product is annotated as carbonic anhydrase. Bases 1 to 513 code for a protein of 170 amino acids. Gene Ontology annotation, molecular function: carbonate dehydratase activity; zinc ion binding. The transcript has 2 exons. The record is from RefSeq and is a predicted model, not a curated record. Lineage: Eukaryota; Fungi; Ascomycota; Sordariomycetes; Hypocreales; Hypocreaceae.
AUGUCCACUCCAUUUGAAUCCCAAGUCCUCGAGGCCAACGCCAAAUACGCCAGCACCUACAAGCACAGCGGCCUCGAAUGCCCUCCUCUACUCAAAGCAGUCAUCGUCACAUGCAUGGACUGUCGUCUCGACCCAAAGUCCGCCUACGGCUUCGAACUAGGCGAAGUCACCACCAUCCGCAACGCAGGAGCAUCCGGCCGCGACGCCGCUCGCUCCGUCCUACUCGUGACUCAUGUACUCGGUGCCCAAGAAGUGCUUCUCAUCAAGCAUACUCGAUGCGGGCUCCUGGGCGUCCCAGAGGACGUUGUGCAUGGUGUCAUGAAGAAGAACCUGGGUUUGGCCGAGUCAAAGGAGGUGGGUAACUUUGAGGUGCUUACUUUCUUUGAUUUGGAGAAGUCUACGAAGGAGGAAGUUGAGUAUCUUCGCAAUCAUCCUCUCGCUUGGAAGAAGGUGCGGGUGACGGGCUGGACUCAUGAUACUGAUACGGGCGUUUUGAAAAAGGUCGUGGAGUAG